This is a messenger RNA of Aphidius gifuensis, 2058 nucleotides long. Its product is annotated as zinc finger BED domain-containing protein 4-like. The record is from RefSeq and is a predicted model, not a curated record. Gene Ontology annotation, molecular function: DNA binding; protein dimerization activity. Lineage: Eukaryota; Metazoa; Arthropoda; Insecta; Hymenoptera; Braconidae. The transcript has 7 exons. Bases 1 to 2058 code for a protein of 685 amino acids.
AUGAGUGAGGAGUAUAAAGUAGACGAGUACAGUUUUCCAAUACCAAAUGACUCAAACAGUGGAAUUGAUUUAUUUGAAACAAAUGACAGCUUCUUGACAAGUGUUGUUAGUAGUGCUGAUGAUAUUUCUGAUGAAGGUUAUGAACAGGUCAUCACACCAUCAUCAAGAUCACCACAAAAGGUGUCUGGCAAUGGUAGUGGGUCUAGCAGUAGCAAUUGUGCAAGUACAAGCAGUAGCAUGCACUCGACCAGAGUACUCAAAAGAAAAUCUUGUGCUGUUGAUGAAAUAAAUUCGUCAUUUGUAACAAAAAAGUUGAAAACAGAUAAAUCCAACGUCUGGUUUCAUUUUAAAAUUAGUGAAAAAAAACCAGAGCUUGCACAGUGCAACUACUGCCUUAAAUGUUACAAACAUUCAGGCAACACAACUAAUUUAUCAACCUACUUGAAAGCUAAACACAUUGAUAUUUUUAAUGCUUCUUCAUCUACCAAAAAAGAAGAAAAAAAGAAGAAUCAUUUACAAGACAAGGCUAGUACAUUACCUAAAAUAAUAUCUAACAUCAAAUCAUUCCAAGGAAAUCGUGCUGCUGAUUUAACAAAUGAGUUACUUCAUAUGCUUGUUACAUGUAAGCUGCCUCUGUAUUUUGUUGAAAAGCGAUCUUUUAAAAGAUUCAUUAAGUUUCUUGCACCACAUUACACAUUGCCAUCAAGAAAAACAUUUAAAAGUUUGAUCAGAAAAACAUAUGCAAAUUUAAAAAGUAAUUUUAUCACUAAUAGAAUUGAUAAAGCGUUAUCUAAUUGUAUGACCUGUGACAAUUGGUCAGAUAAUAAAAGUCAAAGUUAUCUUGGUGUAACUCUACAUUAUGUAACACCUGAAUUUGAAUUACGAAAUACCAACAUUGGUGUUUUUCCCAUGGAAGGCAGCUAUACAGCUGUGAAUAUUGGUUCUUGUUUGGAGCAAGUUCUCAAGGAUUUUAAUAUCAAUAAAUCAAAAGUAUUGUCAGUUUCAACUGACAGUGCUGCUAAUAUAAAACGUGCAAUUGCUGAUGUAUUUGGAGAAGACAAGUGGUUGCCUUGUCAUUCCCACAUUUUGUCACAUUUAGUGCCUGAUGCACUGCCAACAUUAAAGGCAAAAGCAAAUGAAAGCAAAGAAGAGGUAGAAGAAAGAGAAAAAGUUACAACUAUUAAUACAAGAAUUCAAAAAAUCAGAAAUAUAAGUGCAAGAAUGAGAAGAAGCUUAAAUGCUUCUGAUGAAUUGAAAGAAAUUCAAAAAAAAAAUGGUGUAUCAGAAGGAAUGUCUUUGGCACCAGCAAAUCGACCCACUCAAUUAUCCAAUGAAGAAAUUUUAAUCAUCCAAGAUGUUAUUCCAUUGAUGAAGAUCAUCGAGUGGGCCAUUAGUGAUAUGAGUGGUGAGUCUUAUGCCACAGCUUGCAUGGUAAUUCCUACCGCACGUCUUAUUGUUGUUGAACUUGAUAAAUGUCUCCCCCAAGCUGAGGAAGGAGUUGUGUUAAAAAGUAGACUUGUAAAUGCAGUAGAAAAACGAUGUGGUCAUUUGGAAGAUAAAGUUCCAUUAAUUUUGUCCACGUUUUUGGAUCCACUGUUCAAGACCCUUCAUUUUUCUAAGACUACAACUGUGGAAAAAGUAAUAAACAUCAUAAAUUUGAUGAUUAAUGUUGAUUCAAGUCAAUCAACAUCAAAAGAUGUAAUUGAAGAAAAAACAAACAUUAAAAAAAAAAGGAACCUCUGGGCUGCUCACAAUGAUUUGGUUUUAAAAACCAAUCGUAUAUCUGAAAACACAAAUGAAGUAGAGGAAUAUUUAAAGUUAGAAUGUUUUGAAAUUGAAACAAAUCCCAUGGAAAUAUGGAAAACAUUGAAAAGCAAAUUUCCAAAACUAUUUAACAUUGCAGUAAAGUACAUUCAUUUACUUGAAAGCUCUGUACCUUCAGAACGUUGGUUUUCACACUGUGGAGCAACUGAAGGUGAUGCCAGAGGACAACUGUCUGGUAAAUAUUUAAAUGAAAUACUUUUUCUUUGUACUUUGCCUGAUGAUGAUUGGAACUAG